AUGAGUUUCGCUCUUAUGCGUGGUUUUCUACCAUUAAGUCGUAUUGCGCAACCAUCAUUGAUUAAUUCAUAUUUUCUUAAUGCACCAUCAAUGAAAACAAUGUUACCUGUUACUUCUGGAACAGCUAUUCAACCAACAUUCUCAUCACAACUUCAACAUCCAAAAGCAGGCAUGGCUGUACUAACUGGCACUGAUCAUUGGAAAAUGGAACGUGUAGUAGCUAUAGCUAUGCUUGCUAUUAUUCCCGGUUCAUUUGUCUGGGAUGGACCGUUCAUGAAUUAUUUACUUGCUGCAUCACUUGCUAUUCAUUCUCAUUGGGGAUUGGAUACAGUAAUUCUUGAUUAUUGUCCAAGAGCAGCUUUACCAUUAGCGAAUAUGAUCCGGUAUGCAUUGACAGCUAUUGCUUUUGCUGGCCUUUGUUAUUUCAAUUACAAUGAUAUGGGAUUAACAAAAGCAUUAAAAAAACUUUGGGCCUUACAUUAA
This is a messenger RNA of Adineta steineri, 483 nucleotides long. The record is from the annotation of a GenBank genome assembly. NCBI's taxonomy places the organism in Eukaryota, Metazoa, Rotifera, Eurotatoria, Adinetida, Adinetidae.